AUGCAAGGCACAACAGGGUUUUCCUACUUUGUGGCGUUUGCCAGCGUCAUUUCGGUAUUCAUGAGUUUCUUCUUUGCGGUGGAAUUCCCCGUGAUUGUGCCCUACUUUGAGAAUCGCAACAGCCCCAAGACGUGGUGCAUACAAGGAUUGCAAGCCGUGUUGUUUGUGGGAUUGGCAGGCGCCGUCUCGUUUUUGACUUGGUCGGCCAUUGAAGGCAAUUUCAGUAUCCUCUUUGAAGCGAUUGCCAUUUUGUACAUUUGCCUGUUUUUGUUUUACGUUGGCUUUGCCCACAAGGACGUUCCCGUCAUCAAAUCAAGCUUUCAAAAAUACGCAAUGCAAAUCGGAGUGGUCUUUUAUAUCAUUAUGCUUCCGGGCCUCGUUUGUUUUGCACUCUCCUAUCGCAACCAAACCUUGACGGGGGAGUACCGCAAAAUUGACAUGCUCAUUCAAAACAGCACGGUCGAGUUUGACGGUCAAUAUCCAUGUCAUGAUGGAAAUGGACGUGAUUGCGGGGCAUACAAGGCUACUUUCAAUGUCAAUUGGGGACACGAAUGGGCGUGUCCCGACCAUAAGGAGGUUUGGUGUGAAGAAUGGAUUGUGGAACCGGAUUGCAUGGUUGUGGUUGAAGAUUCCACCACGACGCUCAAUGAUUUUACCAUGUAUGCAGCCCAGGUCGAACAAUGCGUUCAGGAAACUUAUGGACUUCCGGUCAUGGGAUCACAUCUAGACACUACGAAAUACCCUGACCUAAAGGACAAUUGGCCCGAAAUUCCAUUCUUGGGAUCCUGCUCGUCCCGCUGUUCCGCCAAACCGCUGGACACGGAUAUGUUCCUCAUUGCCGAGAGAAUCAAGCUUGCGGGACUUGUUCUCAGCUGUUCGGGUGCCUUUCUUUUCUUCAUCUAUUACUCCCUCAUCUUUGGACAAGAUAUGAAGGAUGUUUGCACUGCCUGUAGUCGGCAAUCCAAACACUUGCAACACAAUUUUCUGACCUUUCGAUGGAUGCUACAUCAUCGAGGAGUACUUGGUGGUGGUGGUGGCCCUGUCAGCAACAGUACGACAAGUCACGAAGGAAAUUCGGAUUCGGAUGAUUUCAGUAGUCAUGAUAGUGCUGCUGAUGGUAGUGAUUCCAAUGGUAUUGGUAGUCAUGAUGAACAGGAUGAGGAAGAAGGAGGAGGAGGAUCCAGGUCGGAUCAGGAAGACGGCAGCAGCAGCAGCAGUGUGGAAAUGGAACUGGAUCAAACGACGCGGGCGCCCUAUAAUGGUCCAGUCAUGGCGAAGGCCGAAAUUUUGUACUCGUCGUCGGAUGACGAAGAUGAUGAUGAUGAUUAUGAUUACAGCAGUGACGAGGACGAAGAGUCUGGAUCCUACCAUGAUAGUAAUGAUGAAAUGUCCUCCUCCUCCUCACAAGAAGACGACGACGCCGACUCUCAAAAAGAAGAAGAAUCAUCAUUGGCAUCGCUGGAUGCUAGCAGUGGGAGCGGUAGCUACGAUGUUGGUGGUGAAAGUCUGGAGGAUGUUGAAUUGUCUGCGGAACCAUGUGGAUCUUACAAUAAUAGCCAGCGAGAAGGAGAAGAGCAAGAAGAAGUGGAUUCAUUGUCAUCGACCGGCGAGUCACGAUGCAACAAGUCAGCGUCGACGGGUUCCAAGGUGGAAGAAGUGGAAAUUGAGGUCUAG
This is a messenger RNA of Cylindrotheca closterium, 1674 nucleotides long. NCBI's taxonomy places the organism in Eukaryota, Bacillariophyta, Bacillariophyceae, Bacillariales, Bacillariaceae. The record is from the annotation of a GenBank genome assembly.